This is a messenger RNA of Microthlaspi erraticum, 501 nucleotides long. The record is from the annotation of a GenBank genome assembly. Lineage: Eukaryota; Viridiplantae; Streptophyta; Magnoliopsida; Brassicales; Brassicaceae.
AUGUCACUCUCCAGCCUACACAAAUUCAAGCUUUUCGCGGCAAGUCGUAGCUUCAAAGCAUCCGCCGCCAGCAGUAACCCCUCAAUGAGUCCGACGAAGAGCCCUGUAUUUGAUCUCCGGCGACGCAAAACCCUGCGUACGUUGUUCGAGAAGAGCUCCGACAGUCGCAGACGGAAUUUACGUCAGAUCCUUGAAGAAUCUCCGGAAUCGGAUGGAAAUUCCGGGAAAAAGAAGAGGGGAAACCACCGUGGCAGGCGUCAAUUGAAAGAGCUCUUGGUAACAUCGCCGUCUCCGCCGUUCAAAGGUAUAGAAGAGAUAGACAGCGGUGGAGAAGUGAGGAGCGGGAUUCCGCCGGUAACCGUCGACUCCGUUACUUCUAACGGUGACGGCAGAGAGUUAACGGGUCGGCGAUUUGGUUCCACCGGUUCGGUUCAAUCAUUUCGGUUAAGAAUUGUUAGAAAACAUUGGCGACCAGUGCUUGUUUCUAUUCCUGAACAAUAA